AUGGGCCGGACUGGAGACGGUACGUACUUCGAAGUGCCAGAGACCCACGACAUGGUUAGAUCGCUUUUCGACCCGACUCUACGCAAGAGCUAUUGUGAGGUGUUGAUCUUCUUCUCGCUGCUGUUGAAUUUUGUCGUCUACAAAGUGUUGGGGUCGCAGGAGUGGAGAGUCUAUGGGUUCUGUUCACUGUAUGCAUUCUGGAGAUUGUCCUAUAACUUGGGUAUCGGUGUUCUGCUUUACGUUCAAUCGAACCAAAAUGCACUGGUGAACUUGGCAAAGAGAUAUGGUCUCUUCCAAAAGGAGAAUAAGACUCUUUUACAGAAAAUGGUGGCUCUGGAAAUCAAGUCAAAAAUGGGCAAGUCUUAUGAAGCUUCAAGUUUCCCGAUCGAGUUCAACACUUGGAUCAUCUUUAGACAGUUGGUCGAUCUGAUCUUGAUGCAGGAUUUCACCUCUUACAUGUUCUUGGUGUACACCUGCGGACAGGACAGCAUGCUCUCUCAGUCCCCAUUUUUGAACUAUACAAGAAUCAUCUUGGGAUCCUUGAUGGUGUUGUUCAACUUGUGGGUCAAGAUUGAUGCUCACAGGGUUGUUAAGGAUUAUGCCUGGUACUGGGGUGAUUUCUUCUUCUUGCAGGAGAGUGAACUUAUCUUUGAUGGUGUCUUCAACCUGUCACCACACCCAAUGUAUUCCAUUGGUUACCUGGGAUAUUAUGGGUUUGCCUUGAUUACCAAGUCAUAUCUCGUCUUGAUCGUCUCUUUGAUUGCUCACACGCUUCAGUUUCUCUUCCUGAACUACGUUGAGGAACCUCACAUCGUGAAAACUUAUGGAUCGGAAGACCAUGAACACGUUGUCGAAGCUUUGGAGAAUAACGAACACUAUUUGAAACCACUCACCAUUAUUAACAACUUCAACCCAAUUAGAAUCACUGAUUAUUUGACCGUUAUCUUGGCUGCUGGUACCUCCUUGGCACCAUUUGCAAAAGACUUUACUGAUUCUACUUGGACAAAUGUCAUAUUUGCUGCCGCAUUAGCCAUUAAAGUUGUGCAAGCUGUUGCAACUUCUAUUGUCUUACAAAGACAAAGCAGUGACAAAUGGUGGACAAAGCUGUAUCUCAAAUAUGGUAUGGAUAACAUAACGGCUUAUUCCAACUGGCAAGUGUUGUAUAACGUUCUUCUUGUCCUUUCUUACACUUCAUUGACUGCACUUGUUGUUCGUGAGAUUAUGGAUGGACAAUACCUCACUGGAAAUUGGUUGCUCUUGAGGGUUAUACUGGGAGGUCUCCUCAUUGCACUACAAAUUUGGACUAGUACCUCUAUCUAUUCUUCGAUUGGCGAUUUCGGCUGGUUUUAUGGUGAUUUCUUCCUGCCAAACCUAUCAAGUAAAACAUUGACAAAGUCAGGAAUCUACAGAUACUUGAACGAUCCAGAAAGACUGCUCGGUGUGGCUGGAAUCUGGGGUGCAGUAUUGAUUACUUACUCACCUUAUGUCUUUGUAUUGGCUAUGGUUUGGACCAUUCAUACGUCUCUCCAUUUGGAGUUUGUUGAGAAACCACAUAUGCUCAAGGUUUAUGGAGAGCAGCAAGUUUUGAAGAAUGUCUCUGGUGUGUCAUUGACUUUGCAGCAGUUCCUUCCUGCCAAAUUGAAUAAUACAAUUGGCUCAUUCUAUGCUAAUACAGCUACGCGUAUGCACACAUAUAUUAAGAGACGUACUCAAUCUGAUGUUGCUCAUCAAAAAGAAUUUAGAAAACAUAUCUAUGGGGAAUCAGUCUCUCACUCAGAGGGCUAUACUCUUUCGUUGAUGAAUUUGGAUGAGGACAAAACUGUGGAAAUUGGCCAGCCGAUCCGCGUUAAAUGGACAGCUCCAAAAGGUCAUCAUCCAAAGGACUGGAUUGGCUUGUACCAAGUCAUGAGCACUGGGUCCUCCCGUAAGAUAACAAAGAUUUCGAGCUCAGGAAGAUGGAUUGCUGUGAAUUCACAUGCAUAUCAAAGACCUACUGGAAUUAUUGAAGAAGAACACCCAAGUCAAGGUAACCUGGUUACUGGAGUAGUGGAGUUUAAAGGCGAAUUACUACAGUUUGAUAAGGGUAUCUAUGAAUUAAGAUAUCACUCCAAGGGAUCUCACAAGGUUUUGUCUAUCUCUGAACCAUUUGAAGUGGUUAUUCCAAACUUCCCUAUCAAUGAGCAACUGAGUGCAAAAUUGUUCAACCUCAUUCGUAAAGUUUACCCACUUGAAUCUGUUGACACAGUAUUAGACUUCAAGGUUUUUGACUCUCGUGAGCUCAGUGACCUCGUUUCUUCUGCAACAGGUAUUGAAAUUGCACCUGAAGUUGUCGUCAAGCUCAAGACAUUGGCGAAUAUCUCUACAAGAGUCAUGAAAUCAAAGCAGAUGUUGGAUGAACUAAACAACGAAUAA
Molecule: messenger RNA, 2412 nt
Organism: Williopsis jadinii
Lineage: Eukaryota; Fungi; Ascomycota; Saccharomycetes; Phaffomycetales; Wickerhamomycetaceae
Gene: CHO2
Product: phosphatidylethanolamine N-methyltransferase
Exons: 1
Coding region: 1-2412 (803 amino acids)
Biological process (GO): phosphatidylcholine biosynthetic process
Molecular function (GO): phosphatidylethanolamine N-methyltransferase activity
Source: RefSeq, a predicted model, not a curated record